Messenger RNA from Daktulosphaira vitifoliae (grape phylloxera), 1839 nucleotides. RefSeq names its product protein farnesyltransferase/geranylgeranyltransferase type-1 subunit alpha (gene Fnta). Lineage: Eukaryota; Metazoa; Arthropoda; Insecta; Hemiptera; Phylloxeridae. Gene Ontology annotation, molecular function: protein farnesyltransferase activity; CAAX-protein geranylgeranyltransferase activity. The transcript is spliced from 7 exons. The coding region runs from base 116 to 1141 and encodes 341 amino acids. Gene Ontology annotation, cellular component: CAAX-protein geranylgeranyltransferase complex; protein farnesyltransferase complex; cytoplasm. The record is from RefSeq and is a predicted model, not a curated record. Gene Ontology annotation, biological process: protein farnesylation; protein geranylgeranylation.
UCAUUGAUAACAAUAAAACUGAAUUACUUAUCAAUUUAAUCAUAAUUUCAAAUUAAUACUAAUUCCUAAUAAAUGUGGUUUGGUACAUAUUUUUAUAACGAUUUGUAAUACCGAAAUGGAAGAUACUAUUUAUGGACCAAAAUCUGAUAGUUCCGAAUUGUCUGAUGAAGCAGAGUCUUCUAACUAUGUGAUGUAUCGACAUCGUCCUGAAUGGAAAGAUGUACAACCAGUUCCUCAAGAUGAUGGUCCUAGUCAAGUAGUCAAAAUAGCUUACUCUGAUAAGUUUGUAGAUGUGUUUGACUAUUUUAGAGCUAUUCUUCAAUCAGGAGAAAAAUCUGAAAGAUCUCUUGAAUUAGUUACUGAUGCUAUAAGUUUGAACCCAGCCAAUUAUACAGUAUGGAUAUAUAGACUUGAAAUUGUUUUACACUUAGAAAUAGACUUAUAUAAGGAAUUAGAGUACAUAUCAAAUGUAAUUCGGGAAUUCACCAAAAAUUAUCAAGUAUGGCAAUAUAGAAAAAAUAUAGUUGAAAUGUUGAAUGAUCCAUCUGAUGAACUGAAAUUUACAGCUAGUAUUUUAGAUAUGGAUGCUAAAAAUUACCAUGCAUGGCAAUAUAGACAAUGGGUUCUUACUACAUAUAGUAAUCUGAUGGAAAAUGAAUUGGAUUUUGUAGAAACAUUGUUAUCGCAAGAUAUGAGAAAUAACUCUGCUUGGAACCAGCGUUAUUUUGUUAUUUAUAAUACUGAUCCAUCUAAUGAAACUAUUGAUAAAGAACUUCACUAUACAUUUGAUAGGAUAAAAAUAUUGUCAAAAAAUGAAAGUGCUUGGAAUUAUUUAAGAGGAUUAUUAUUAUAUUCAGAAAAUGGAAAUUUGGAAGUAAAAGUACGAAAUUUUUGUAAUGAAUUAUAUGACAAGGGUAAUAGAUCUCCUCAUUUGUUAUCAUGUAUGAUUGAUUUACUUGAUGCUGAUGAAAACUUAAAAGAAUCUAAUGAUACCGAAAAAAUUAAAUUUGUUUUAAAAUUAUGUUUUGAGUUAGCUACAAUUUAUGAUCCAAUGAGGCGGUUUUAUUGGGCAUAUGUUUCAAAUGAUAUUGAGAACAAAUAUAGUAUAAGUAAUCAUGAAACUAAAAUUAAUGUUUAUUAAAAUAAAAUUAUUUUUUUAAUUAAAAUGAUAAUUUCUAGUAAUAUUUUCUAUUUUUAUUUUUAUAUAUUGACUGUAAGCUAAUUGGGAUAAAUAACAUUUUACCAAAAAUAUUCGGUUAAAUAAAAUAUCUAUAAGUUACAUUAAUUAUUUUAUGAAAAAAAUGUCACAUACACCAAUUAGCCUACAAAAAGUCAAUAUGUUAAUAAUUUAUUGUUUUUACUAACUCAUUAAAUUAAAUAUUAUUUUUAAUGUACAGGAAUAAAACUUUUGUAUCUUAUUAUUAUUAAUUUGUAAUUUGAUUUCUAACAAAAAGUAAUACUUAAAAUUAUGAACAACAUAUUCAAAGUAAUAAAAAAUGACAUUGUUUUUCAAUAAGAGAAGAAUGUUUUUAGUUGUCUGUUGUUAUCAAUAUACUUCUAAGCAUUUCAGUACAGUAAGAUUUCUUUAGAAGUAUUUAACUUAUUAAGAAGAUUAAAUAAAAAGUAUCCUAAAUCUUAAUAAAAAGUUAUUUAAAUGUCUAAUAGUUAAUAAUAACCAGAAUUUGGAACAUUAUGCAUUUAUAAAAUUUGUUUGAACCACUUCUAAAAUACUUGACUCUGAAAAAAUAUCAUAAGUGUAUAUAGUAUCACAUUAUUAUCUUUUGUUCUAGAGAGGAGGUGAUACCCUUAAGUCCCUUAAAUUUCUAAUUAAUAUACACU